AUGGUGAUUGCUGGAGAGACCGAUUACUCGCCAAUGCGCGCUGGCGCUGCGUCGGUUGCGUUCGAAAAGCCGUCGUCUGCCUCCGGAGCGGGGACCACGGCGACGGGGUCCCCGCCGCCGUCUGUUCUGAAGCCCGUGACAAUAGGCGCUGAAAAGACUCUUCCCCUCGUAUCCGCGGGUCCCCAUGACGUGGGCGAGGCUGGUCCGUCUGCCCCGGUUGUUGCUCCUCCUGCUCCACCUGUCGCUCCUGUUCCCCCUGCUCCCGUUGUUGCACCGGCGGCGCCUGCUCCUGCUGGGGGAGUUGCUGUUCCCCCUGUCCCUGUCCCUGGCGCCCCCGUUGCACCUGCCGUUUCUGUCCCCGGCGGGCUUGCGCCGGCGUCUGUUUCUUCCCCGAAGGCGGCGUCCGCCACCACUGUCGGCCCGGCUCCGAUGGUUGCGCCACCGGGCGUGGACCAGCCUGCUCCCGCUCCGCUGCCGGCGGCCCCUGCAGUGCAGCCGAGUCGUCCCCCGUCGCCGGACCGCCGACUAUCACGCCCCCAUUCUCCUGCACCCCAGCAGGAGCGCGAGUCGUCGCGGCGCCGGCGCAACUCUCCCCGGCGCUACCAGCAGCAGGCCCAGUGGCCUGCUCACCCUGGUGGCAAUGGGGGCUGGAGGGGCCCCCAUGGGCGUGGUGGUGGCGGGAGAUUCCGUCUGCCUGUGACAAUGGCGGAUCUCCAGCGGGAGGUGUCACGGGCCGUGCGCGAGGAGAGGGCGGCGCAGAGUCAGACCAGUUCGCUGCGGGCCGCGCCUGCGCCCGUGGCUCCUCGUCUGGCUGAGCCUCCUGUGGCCCCUCCGCCAGCUGCUGCAUUUCCUCCUCCUGUCCUCGCCCCAUCGGCUCCUUCUCCUUCUGUCUCGGCGCCUGCUCCCGGCUCUCGUCUGCAUUUGCCACCGGUUCCGCCUGUUGCGGGGGUGGAGUUUGUUGCUGCGGGGGGUGGCGCUGCGGCUCGGCAUUCCCACCACGUUGCUGCUGAUGAGCCGCUGCUGUUUCUGACGGAGGCGCUGCAGCCCCCGCAGACGCGUGUUCCAGAGGCGACACUAGGCCAGCUCCACCGUCUCGCGGAGAGCCUCCACGCGUUGCUGCUGAUUCAAGUUCUCGCUCAUUCGUCUCUCCCCGUGAUUCCUCCGGAGACUUUCCGCGGCCGCCAGCGUGACACGUGUAUGGACGCGACGGACCAGCUCGCUUCGUUGCUGGCGCCCGUGUUGGCUGCGCCCGCGGAGGGUGGCGCUGCUGCUGCGGGACAGCUUGACGAGGCUGUCCGGGGCCUGAGGCAGCAUUUACGCGCAGGAUCUGGAGCCGCGGCGAUCGGCGCAAGCACGCUUGUGGUCCGGGAGCUGUGGCGCUCCCUGACGGGCGUUCUUCACGCCCUUGGAGCUCACCGCAUCACUAUGUGUGGUUACUUGCCGUCCCCUCACGCGCGGCCGAAGGCCGCGCUUCGGCGGCCGACGCGAGCGAAAAAUUCCAGCCGCCAACUGAACAAUGAGGAGGAGAAGGCUAGGACGGGCCCUUAA
This is a messenger RNA of Closterium sp. Naga37s-1, 1548 nucleotides long. NCBI's taxonomy places the organism in Eukaryota, Viridiplantae, Streptophyta, Zygnematophyceae, Desmidiales, Closteriaceae. The record is from the annotation of a GenBank genome assembly.